Dioszegia hungarica is the source of this 2664-nucleotide messenger RNA. RefSeq lists its product as uncharacterized. Gene Ontology annotation, molecular function: zinc ion binding; nucleic acid binding. The record is from RefSeq and is a predicted model, not a curated record. The transcript has 5 exons. Bases 1 to 2664 code for a protein of 887 amino acids. NCBI's taxonomy places the organism in Eukaryota, Fungi, Basidiomycota, Tremellomycetes, Tremellales, Bulleribasidiaceae.
AUGUCCCGCACAAAGAAGAGCAAGCCGGGAUCAGGCUCGGCAACGUCGCCCAAAACGACACCGGCGCCCAAGAAGAAGGUCAAACCGCCACGCCCGCCUAAAUCGGCGUCAGCCGCGACCUCGGUCAACACCAGUAGCGGCCUCACUACCCCUACCUCGGCCAGCUCCACAGGCAAGAAGAAGGCGAAAUGGACCAACAAGCAGAAGGCUGAGCGGAAGAGAAGGGAGGCGGAAGAGAGAGCAAUGAAUGAGCCAUCCGGGAGUGGGAGCGGGAACGGCGUCAUUGAUUUGACGGAGAUGGAGGAUGAGGAGGAGCGGCUGAAUGAGGGAGGAAGUGCGCUCGGACCGCCACCACCACCGUCAGCCAAGCGCGCUCGGACUGCUGCGGUGGCUACCCCGGCGAAGAGGGCGGACGAUAAUGUCUAUACUCCAUCGAGCUUCAAACCGAUGAGGCGGUCUAUGGCGUAUGGGCACGCCGAGGCCAGCCCGUCGCCACCUCCCCCGGACAGCGUGAAUGACCGACCCAACGCGGACAUUAUCGUCGAGGAGAAGUCAUUGCAGCCAUCCUCGGCCGGUGAGAGUUCCAAGCCUGGUGCGGACGAUCACUUCAACCCUCCAGGCCUCUUCUCGAGCUCGAUGAUCCCUACCUCCGCCGAUCUACCCGGCCCGUCGAAGCUUCGCUCGUCAGUGGUCGCCAAAUCUGCCACCGGUGCAGAGACGGAGGCAGAAGUCGGUCUGCUCCUCCCGUCGCAUGUCCAAAUCGACGAGGUCUUGCCGCAAGGCGCGGAAGCAGCUGCAGAGGAGGAAGAGCUGCAGCAUGAGGCGUCAAAGCAGUCGAUGGAGGGACUGUUUGUCUUUGACUCCAAUGUCGCUAAGGGCACAACGCGCUACUUUGACCCAGACGCGGUCGAAGAGCCAGUAGGAGAAGAAGCCACCUUCCUCGCUACCGCCGACCAAAGCAAAAUCUGCACCAACUGCAAGAAACCAGGUCAUAAGCCCCGGGACUGCCCUCACAUCAUUUGCACGACCUGCGGCGAGAUGGACACGCACGAACGCCGAGACUGCCCAUACGGCGUCACCUGCUUCUCGUGCGGUCUUCGGGGACACAGAAUUGCGGACUGUCCGACACCUCAGUCCAAGGGAUCCAGGAGGCAGGGAUGCGGGCGAUGCGGAAACAGGGAUCACAAGGAUAAUUCCUGUCCAUCUCUCUGGCGAGUAUACGUCUACCUUAGCGCUGCCGCCCGGCAGUCUAUCCUAGCGGAGAAACGGGCGGAGACGGGCUGGGCAAAAGAAGCAGUCGGUGGGGAGAGUCACGCAGAGUACUGCUACAAUUGCGCCAGAGUCGGCCAUCUCGGAGACGACUGUCAAUCCCGCCGCGGCUCCCUCGCUCGCCUGACGACUCCCUCGGCCUUCUCUGCGCAGAUAUCCUCCUCCGGGCCAUUUGCCUCCUUCACUUCCCGCAGCUCGAGGCACACGGACGCGCCAACCCAUCAGCGCUUCGACGACGACUAUGGGGACGCAGAUCUACCUGGUGUGAAGCCGGCCUUCGGUGGGCUCGGCGCGGGCAAGAAGUCAAGGGAGAAGGCGAAACAGCGAGCUGCGGACUUUGAUCGGGAGUUGGGGUCCAGCGACGAAGAGGAUGCUUUUGCGAGUCUCGGUCGAUCUCGGGCGGGAUCAUCCGGCCGUGGAGGAGCAGGUGGGCGCGGGUUCAGCAGAGGAGGAGGCGGAGGAGGAGGGAGGGGAACACCCAUCUCGAAUCCCGGUCGACGCGCUUGGGACUCGGAGCAUCGUCCUAGCGAUAGAGCCGGUCCUUCCCGCGGUGGUGGCGGACCCGAUAGCGCUAGCCGGCCCACCUCAUUCAGCCACUCUCACCUCAUGUCCGGUCACGCGGCACCGGCGUCCAUGCCUACCAAAGCGAAAGGGAUAGUCUUUGGCAAUAUCGCUGGAUUACCCGCUCGGCCCGAAUCCCCCUCGCCUUAUCCGCACAAUACGUCGAACCCCAACUUCGAGACCGGCUUGGGCUCUCGCUCUGGAAGCGGUAGCGGUGGAGGAGAAUGGAAGAAUCGAGCUUCGAAAGCCCUUACCGACCGGGCUAUGGGGUACGCCUCUGCGCCUGGCUCGCGUACGUCUCCAGCGCCGGGCGGGACCUUCGCCCCGAGCCCACUGGGCGGGAGUCAUGGCGGCAGUCAGGAUGGGGAUGCAGCGUCACCACGGAAGAAGCGGAGGAGGCAGGAGAAUGUGGGCGAGGGCCGAGGGAGAGAGAAAGAGACGGACUGGGAGGCGGAUUGGAGAGGGAGUGGGAAUGGGGGUGGGAAUGUGCGGGAUUGGGGAAGGGAGGAUGAUGCGUUUGAUAGGAGGGAGAGAAAGGAGGCGGGGAGGGAUGGGAGGGAGUAUAAGGGGGAUGGGGGGAGUAGGUAUGGGAUUGCGGGUGGACGAGGGGGGCGGGGAGGAGGGGCUGGGGGUGGGAGUGGGAGUAAGGGCAGAGGAGGCGGCGGGGGAGGCGGUGGGCGAGGCGGCGGUGGUGGUGAUAGUAGAGGGAGAGGGGGUGGAGGAGGGGGAGGAGGUGGGGGCGGCUCCGGUCGAGGUGGCUCGGGCGGUGGUCAGCGGGGAGGCAAGCAGGGUCCGGUAACGCCCGUGGGGCAGCGGUAUACCGGCGGAUAUUGA